ACCUCGCGCCAGCAGCAGACGCUCCUCGCGCUCUCUGAGUCUCCACAUCCUCCAGUCCAUGGAUUACACAGUUUCCCUCCAAGUGGAACAUCAGCUGUCGGUGUUUCCCACGCACCUCUACCAGGAAUACAGCGUGGAGGUUCAGAUGAAGUCAACAGAAGUGGAUCACGGUCUUUUCACGGACAGUUACUGCAAAGUGUGCAGCGCUCAGCUCAUCUCCGAGUCCCAGAGGGUGGCCCAUUAUGAGAGUCGGAAACACGCCAACAAAGUGCGUCUGUACUACAUGCUACAUCCUGUGGAUGGAGGCUGCCCCGCCAAGAAGCUCAGAACAGACAAUGGCAGCGACAAAGGCGACGUGGACAAGAAUAAGUGCUGCACGCUGUGCAACAUGUCCUUCACCUCUGCCGUGGUGGCACAGUCACACUACCAGGGAAAGAUCCACGCCAAGAGGCUAAAACUGCUGCUGGGGGAGCAGCCGGUCAUCACAGCCAUAGAGGCGUCCCCCAGUCCUGUGAAGACAUCCCCAGACUCCUCCCCCCUGACGUCCCCCCGACAGCGCCGGGACUCGGACCGGUACUGCCAGCUGUGCAACGCCUGGUUCAACAACCCCGGCAUGGCCCAGCAGCACUACGACGGGAAGAAACACAAGAAGAACGCCUCGAGAGCAGACCUGCUGCAGAGCCUCGGGAAGACCCUGGACAUGGGAGAGAUGAAGGGUCUGAAGCGCAGCUACACAUGUGAAGUGUGCAGCGUCACUCUGAACUCGGUGGCUCAGUACCACGCACACCUGCAGGGCUCCAAGCACCAAAACAAUCUGAAGAACCAGAUAUGUGUCCAGUGAUCGUCGCAGAGAUGAAACUCUUGGAUUGAUGUCAGACAGGCUGAUGGUCAGCUGUCCCUCCAUCCUGCUUCUACUCCUCCAUCAUCUCUAUCUCUGUCUUUUUAAAGGAGGAUUAUAAGGAGAUGUUUUGUACCACUCCAGCACUGCAUCAGCUCUCACCUGUGGGAACAGAGUGGUGUAGGAAUGAGUCCUAAACCCCAGAGAAAAGUCAGCAUUUUACCACUUCCUGUCCGACGUCAAUGGUUCUCUGAAUGUGAUUUUGGUUGUUAUCCUGAAAUAAGGUCUGUCGUUCACACAAGCUGAAGAGAUUGUAAUGUUUUGUUCUACGACUUAAAAAUGUGUCAGUAAAUACCCUUUAAUUUAAAAACAGUGGUUGCUAACAAGUGUCUAAAUGAGACGACUAAACGUCAUCACGACCAACAUUAGCCGCGUUUAGCUUAGCGGUGGUGACGUGAAGUCAUGUGACCGUGCUGUAGUUCCUUUAUAGCCCAAC
Molecule: messenger RNA, 1334 nt
Organism: Gymnodraco acuticeps
Lineage: Eukaryota; Metazoa; Chordata; Actinopteri; Perciformes; Bathydraconidae
Gene: zmat4a
Product: zinc finger, matrin-type 4a
Exons: 7
Coding region: 59-841 (260 amino acids)
Cellular component (GO): nucleus
Molecular function (GO): nucleic acid binding; zinc ion binding
Source: RefSeq, a predicted model, not a curated record